CGCUCGGAGACUCCAUGUCUUAGCGAAGAGGAAAAAAAAACACUCUCUUUCUUUCUCUCUCUCUUUUCCGUACGCGAUCUCUUUCACUGUCUUCCAAUUUCCGAAGUCUUCACUCUCCACAACAAAACCCUUUCUCCAUUUUGGGUUUUGUGUGUUUUCUUCUUCUGGCUUCUAUCUUCAACUGCUUCACAAACGCAGGUUUUUUUUUUCAAUUUUUUUUUCUGCUUACUCAGAUUUGAGCUGAACAUCAUACAGUGGGGGUGAGCAAUUUGAAGUUUCCUUGCAUCUAUUUGCAGUUGUUAAUUCACUCUAAACUAAGCUUUUGGAACCUUCUAUUGGGAAACGGUUAUGGUAGGGGCAUAAGAUUCCUAACUUCAUCUAAUGAUGUGACACAAUAGACUUGCUUAAGAAACCUGUUUGCAACAUUGCAACAUACUAAGUAGAAAUAUGCCUUCAUGGUGGAAGUCAUCAAAAGAAACGAAGAAGAAAACAGGUAAGGAAAGUUUUAUCGACUCAUUACAACGAAAAUUUAAAUCCCCAUCUGAAGGUAAACUAGGCUCUAGAUCUGGAGGAUCUCGUAAACAUUGUGAUGACUCCAUCUCUGAAAAGGGGGGUCAGUCUCCUGUUGGAUCAAGAUCUCCUUCACCUUCAAAAGUCGGAAGAUGCCAAAGUUUUGCUGAAAGGCCUCUUUCUCAGCCACUACCACUUCCUAGCCUGCAUCCAUCAAAUGUUAGCCGGGCAGAUUCUGAAAUUAGCAUAUUAUCAAAAUCAAAAACAGAAAAGGGGUCCAAGCCAUCAUUGUUUCUGCCCCUACCAAAACCUGCAUGCAUGCGUCGUAGGCUGAACCUUGCAGAUUUGGAUGGAGAUCUGGGGCCUGCUUCAGUCUCUAGUGAGAGCUCUGCUGAUAGUGAUGAACCAACAGACUCGCGAAAUCGUAGUCCUCUAGCAACUGAUUCUGAGACCGGGACUAGAACCGCUGCGGGCAGUCCUUCCAGCCUGAUGCUCAAGGAUCAAUCUACUGUUUGCCAAGUAAAUUCAAAAGAAACCAAAACACCAGCAAACAUUCUUGGUAAUCAUAUGACUUCUACUUCACCAAAACGGAGGCCAUUAAGCAACCAUGUUCCAAAUCUGCAGAUUCCUCCUCAUGGUGCUUUCUGUAGUGCUCCCGACAGUUCCAGGUCGAGUCCAUCUAGAAGUCCAUUGAGAGCAUUUGCCACCGAACAGGUGUUGAACUCUGCUUUUUGGGCUGGAAAGACAUAUUCAGAUGUCAAUUUCCUUGGAUCGGGACACUGCUCCAGUCCAGGUUCUGGUCAUAAUUCUGGCCAUAAUUCAAUGGGAGGGGACAUGUCAGGACAGUUAUUUUGGCAACCAAGUAGGGGUAGCCCUGAGUAUUCACCCGUACCAAGUCCUAGAAUGACUAGUCCAGGUCCAAGCUCAAGAGUUCAGAGUGGAGCCGUCACACCUAUUCAUCCCAGGGCUGGGGGAACACCCACUGAAUCACAGUCUGGAUGGGCUGAUGAUGGAAAACAACAGAGUCAUCGUUUGCCCCUUCCUCCUUUAUCAGUUACCAAUUCCUCUCCUUUCUCUCAUUCAAAUUCUACUGCAACAUCUCCAUCUCUGCCUAGAAGUCCUGGAAGAGCAGAUAAUCCAGUUAGCCCUGGCUCACGUUGGAAAAAGGGGAAGCUAAUAGGCAGAGGCACCUUCGGACAUGUCUAUGUUGGCUUCAAUAAGUAUGUCCUUUGUGCCAAUGUUAUUAAUUUCAUCUUUUCAGAUGAUGCCAAGUCUAAAGAAAGUGCUAAGCAAUUAAUGCAGGAAAUUAAUCUAUUAAGCCGUUUACGGCAUCCGAAUAUUGUACAGUAUUAUGGUUCUGAAACAGUAGGUGACAAGCUUUACAUAUACCUGGAGUAUGUAUCAGGAGGCUCCAUAUAUAAACUUCUUCAAGAGUAUGGGCAAUUCGGUGAACUAGCUAUUCGAAGUUAUACUCAACAAAUUUUAUCAGGGCUUGCUUAUUUACAUGCUACAAACACUGUCCACAGGGACAUUAAAGGAGCAAAUAUAUUGGUAGAUCCCAAUGGCCGGGUCAAGUUGGCAGACUUUGGCAUGGCAAAGCAUAUAACAGGGCAAUCGUGUCCAUUAUCGUUCAAGGGAAGCCCUUAUUGGAUGGCGCCUGAGGUUAUAAAGAACUCUAAAGGUUACAACCUUGCUGUGGAUAUAUGGAGUCUUGGAUGCACCGUUUUGGAAAUGGCUACAACUAAGCCUCCCUGGAGUCAAUAUGAAGGGGUUGCUGCUAUGUUUAAGAUUGGUAAUAGCAAGGAACUUCCUACCAUCCCUGAUAAUCUUUCGAGUGAAGGAAAGGAUUUCGUCAUCAAAUGUCUUCAACGAAAUCCUCACAAUCGCCCUUCAGCCCGCGAAUUAUUGGGCCAUCCUUUUGUAAAAUGUGCUGCUCCUUUGGAAAGACCUAUUCUCAGCCCUCCAGCUUCAGACCUUGAUUCUGGGAUUGCACAAGCAACAAAAUCUCUGGGUAUUGGUCAAGGAAGGAAUCUUUCUACCUUGGAUUCAGAUAGACUUUCUGUUAAUUCUUCUCGGGUUUUGAAAAAUAUUUCUCAAACAAGUGACAUACAUAUUCAAAGAAAUAUAUCUUGCCCUGUCUCUCCGAUUGGAAGCCCACUUUUGAGGUCAAGGUCCCCACAGCCCAUAAAUGGAAGAAUGUCUCCCUCUCCUAUAUCUAGCCCCCGGACUGCUUCUGGUGCAUCAACCCCUCUUCAUGGCGGUAGUGGUGCCCUUCCAGUUAGUAAUCACUUAGUUUACUUUCAAGAGGGUCUUGGAAGCUUGCCCAAGUCCUCAAAUGUUGACAUUUUUCGAGGAAUGCAAAUGACAUCACGCAUUACAUCUGAAGUGGUUCCCACUGAAAAUGAUGUUCAAUCAGUCUUGGCGGCACGUGUUUGUCGGCAGCUGCUGGGGAAUAAUGGGAAGAUGAAUCCAUCCUUUGAUCUAAGUCCCAACUCCUCGAUGAUCGGCCGACCGAAUGGUUUAUGACAUUGGCAUUUUCCAGAGCAUAUAUAACAACUGAGCAAUUGUUUUGAGGUUUGUCAUAAUACCUUUUGGUUUCAUGGGCCUAGUCAUUGUUCUAAUUGCUGAGGAAUCAAUUGUACAAAAGGGAGCCAAAGCAUAAGAGAACUAAUCCAAUAGAUAUGAGUUCGGGUGGCGACAAACUGCGGCGGCAUGUUGGAUUAAGAUCCUUUCAAGUGCCAAACUAAUCCUAAAAAAGCAUGAAACUUUCUUUGAUUUAUCCAUACCAAGUGAAGCAAAUGCUGACUAAGUGGCAAAGAGGAGCUUGUAGUUUUUAUGUAGAAUGUUUUAGAUGCAACUUCUAUGAUUUGGGAAAUGGCAGUUUUAUUGAUAUUGUAUAUUAUCUCAGGGGAUGAGUUUUGCUAAUUAUAUGUAUUAGUUCCUUCAGUUAAAGAAUUCAUGCAAUGAGAAUUGAGAAGUCUAUAAUUAAGAACAUCAUAUUGAGGCUAAAAGAAGGAAAAAAAAAGGGUUAACGAUAGACUAAAUAUUAUGGGAGGUCAGGUAUUGAAUUGUUGUACAGAAGAUGGAAAUUUGAAGAUGGAAUUUUGUAGUA
Messenger RNA from Arachis duranensis, 3622 nucleotides. RefSeq names its product mitogen-activated protein kinase kinase kinase YODA. Bases 448 to 3036 code for a protein of 862 amino acids. The transcript has 12 exons. Gene Ontology annotation, molecular function: ATP binding; protein kinase activity. NCBI's taxonomy places the organism in Eukaryota, Viridiplantae, Streptophyta, Magnoliopsida, Fabales, Fabaceae. Gene Ontology annotation, biological process: protein phosphorylation. The record is from RefSeq and is a predicted model, not a curated record.